AUGUCAGGUGAACUUAAGAAUCCAUCCAGGUCUAUCCCUCAAGGAACACUCAAAGGUUUGCUAACAAGUUUUAUCCUCUACUUCUUAGUGAUUAUAUCUUUGGGUGCUUCAGUUCCUAGAGAGUUGCUUCAUAAGGAUAUUAAAAUUAUACAAACCGUGAACUUGAAUGGACUCAUCAUUAUUUUCGGAGAGGUUUCUACUUCUUUAUUUUCUGUGAUCAUGGGUGUUGUCGGAGCGGCGUCCAUGCUUAAUGCAAUUGCUGACGAUAGGAUUAUACCAGGGUUGAAUCUGUUUGCUAUGGCGAAAAAGAAGCCAGCAGAGAAAAGAAGAGCCGAAAUCUAUAGCAUCAUUUUUACUUGGUUUCUUGCACAGAUAUUUCUUUUUGCAGACAUCAACGAAAUUGCCACGUUAAUCACAAUGGCGUUUCUCAUGACAUUUUUGGUUACAAAUCUUGCAUGCUUUUUAUUACGGCUUGGAUCAGCUCCAAACUUUAGACCCUCAUUCAAGUACUUCAGCUCCAAAACAGCAUUCACGGGUGGCCUUGUUUCAGUCCUUGCAAUGUAUUUAGUGGAUGGUGUUUCGGCGACCUCGAUUAUCGUUUUCUUGGUUUUUUUGAUUAUGAUGAUUCACUACUCCACGCCGCCACUGAGAUUCGGGGACAUUUCUCAACUUCUUAUCUACCACCAAGUUAGAAAAUAUUUAUUGAGACUAAAACUUCAAAUGAGCGUCAAGUAUUGGAGGCCUCAGAUCCUAUUACUUUGUGACAAUCCUCGGACUUCAUGGAACUUGAUUGGAUUCUGCAACCAUUUGAAGAAAGGAGGGUUGUACAUUCUUGGGCAUGUUGUUCUUUUGGCUGAUGAUUCCGAUCACCUGAAUUCAACAUCAGGAUUCAACGUUGAAUCAUUCAAAGAGGUACAAAAGCAGAAGAACGCGUGGGUCAAGCUUAGAGACAUGGCAAAGAUUAAAGCAUUUGUGCAAAUUGCAAUUGGACCAACGCUUCCCUGGGGAGUAAGAAACGUGUUUUUGGGAUCUGGAUUGGGCGGGAUGAAAACCCAAUAUCACAGUGAUCGAGCUUUUAUGAUUUUGUAA
Molecule: messenger RNA, 1089 nt
Organism: Clavispora lusitaniae ATCC 42720
Lineage: Eukaryota; Fungi; Ascomycota; Pichiomycetes; Serinales; Metschnikowiaceae
Source: RefSeq, a predicted model, not a curated record